UUAUCUGACUGUGCGCAGGCUGUGGCCUUGCAUUGAGGGAGAGGGAGUGGGGGGAGGCCUAGGCCCAGGCCAAAGCCCAAGCCUGGAGCUGGCGGGGGAACAGGAGCCACAGCAGAAACGCAUCGGAGAAGGCUAUGGACCCCUCCGAAGCAGUGGUGCAGGAGAAGGCCCUGAAGUUCAUGCCCAGAAUACACAUGCCUAAAGAUGGAUUCCAACUUACAUCUUCUGGAUACCAAGCAUGGCUAAAGCAGUGCUCUAUGCCCCGGUCUCUGUGGCUGGGCUGCUCCAGCCUGGCGGACAGCAUGCCCUCGCUGCGAUGCCUGUAUAACCCAGGGACUGGCACACUCACAGCUUUCCAGAAUUCCUCUGAGAGAGAAGAUAGUAACAAUGAUGAACCCCCUAGGAAAAUCAUUCCAGAGAAGAAUGCACUCAGGCAGACCUACAACAGCUGUGCCAGACUGUGCUUAAACCAAGAAGCAGUAUGCUUAGGGAGCACUGCUAUGAAGACUGAAAAUUGUGUGGCCAAAACAAAACUUGCCAAUGGCACUUCAAGCAUGAUUGUGCCCAAGCAAAGGAAGCUAUCCGCAAGCUAUGAAAAGGAGAAGGAGCUGUGUAUCAAGUAUUUUGAACAGUGGUCAGAGUCCAACCAAGUGGAAUUUAUGGAACAUCUCAUCUCACAUAUGUAUCACUAUCAACAUGGGCACAUCAACUCAUACCUCAAACCUAUGCUACAGAGGGACUUCAUCACAGCACUGCCAGCCCGAGGCCUGGAUCACAUUGCUGAGAAUAUCUUGUCAUACUUGGAUGCCAAGUCAUUGUGUGCUGUUGAGCUGGUAUGUAAGGAGUGGUAUCGGGUGACGUCAGACGGCAUGUUGUGGAAGAAGCUGAUUGAGAGAAUGGUCCGGACAGACUCACUGUGGAGGGGUUUGGCAGAGCGGAGAGGAUGGGGACAAUAUCUAUUUAAAAACAAGCCACUUGAUGGAAUAGCCCCACCAAACUCCUUCUACAGAGCACUUUAUCCCAAAAUUAUACAGGAUAUUGAGACGAUAGAAUCAAACUGGCGGUGUGGAAGGCACAGCUUACAGCGAAUCCACUGCCGGAGUGAAACGAGCAAAGGGGUUUAUUGUUUACAAUAUGAUGAUCAGAAGAUUGUGAGUGGUCUCCGAGACAAUACCAUCAAGAUCUGGGACAAGAAUACACUAGAAUGCAAGCGGAUUCUGACUGGACACACAGGAUCAGUCCUUUGCCUCCAGUACGAUGAGCGGGUUAUCAUCACUGGAUCAUCGGAUUCCACUGUCAGAGUGUGGGAUGUGAAUACAGGUGAGAUGCUGAACACCCUGAUCCACCACUGCGAAGCAGUACUGCACCUACGCUUUAAUAACGGCAUGAUGGUGACUUGCUCCAAAGAUCGUUCCAUUGCCGUGUGGGACAUGGCCUCCCCAACAGACAUCACCCUUCGCAGAGUGUUGGUUGGACAUAGAGCAGCUGUCAACGUGGUAGACUUUGAUGACAAGUAUAUUGUGUCAGCGUCAGGUGAUAGAACUAUAAAGGUAUGGAACACAAGCACCUGUGAGUUUGUGCGUACCUUAAAUGGCCACAAACGAGGCAUUGCCUGUCUACAGUAUAGAGACAGACUAGUAGUGAGUGGUUCAUCGGAUAAUACAAUCAGGUUAUGGGACAUUGAGUGUGGAGCAUGCUUGCGGGUCCUAGAAGGCCAUGAAGAGCUGGUGAGAUGCAUACGCUUUGAUAACAAGAGGAUAGUCAGCGGGGCCUACGAUGGGAAAAUUAAAGUGUGGGAUCUGGUGGCUGCUCUGGACCCUCGUGCCCCUGCCGGAACUCUCUGCCUACGCACUCUUGUGGAGCAUUCUGGCCGAGUUUUCCGGCUCCAGUUUGAUGAGUUUCAGAUUGUCAGCAGUUCACAUGACGACACCAUUCUCAUCUGGGACUUCCUGAAUGAUCCAGCUACCCAAGCAGAAUCAACCCGCUCCCCCUCCAGAACGUAUACUUACAUCUCCAGAUAAAUAGUACUACACUGUACCUCACACUUGCACAGGACUCAUUUAAGCUGCGAUAUUUAAAUUAUCUGCCAAUGCCAGGGCAAAAGAAUUAUCCACAUAACAGAUACUCCUGAAGAGAGGCUCUCAGACAUACUUCUGGAACCAAGUUGGCAUGCGGUUGAUCUCGAUCAAGGUCUUCUCAGCACGGCUGACUGCUCAAGUGCUGCUAUAUCAGAAGAUUUCUUUUGUCUUUCCUGAAUGACUGAUGUGCUAACCCCCCCUUUGCACUCUUCCCCCUCUCCAAUUCCCCCUUUGUUGUCCUGAGUGCACACAUCCUAUAAAUAUAUUUAACAUGUUACCAGGAUUUCUUGCUUUGCUCUUAAGCAGAAAAAUCAGUGCCACCACUCAUUCCACUGGGAAAGUCAUCUUGUGUUUCAGGUGGAGGGGAGCAGCAGGCUGAUGCCUUUACUUUUUGGGAUUUGCAUAAAGGGUAUCUCUGUUUAGCCGUAGAAUGCCAUAAGACUUUACAAAAGGGCCAAAUUAAUGCCAAAUAAAGGCCCUGGUGGCCAGAAACCAGUUGAGAGGAAGUCAUAAUGAAGUCCAAACUAUUUCGUCUGGACCUUUUGGAAUAGUUCCAUCUGUACAAGGUGUUGGUUUGGUAGAUGCCAGUAAGUGAAAGCUCUCAUUUGCCAGAGUCUAGUGUUGCUGAAGAGGUGAGAGUUACUGUUGCUAUUAAAUCCCUGAGAUUGCAAGAAGUUCGUGGUGGCUUUGAGAAAUGUUUCUCUGUCAAGGGUGUUCUACAGAAAGCUAGAUUUCUCUGUCCUCCUACAAAGCACUGUAUGCUGAUUUUUCUGUCCUUAUUGCCUCUCUCAAAUCCACCAUAUUGCACCAGUACUCCUUAUGCACAGCAUGAAAACAGAGUUGGAUGGUGCCUUCAUCAGCACUGAAUGAAUGACCUGGUAAUUCAGACUUUUCCUGCUCACCUGUUUAUAUCUGUUCAUGGACUGACAUAUGUGCAUUACUGUCCUUCCCAGUCAGCUGCAAAUGUGUCUCUCAGCCCCCAGAACUGCAAGGCAGAUAUAUAUAGGGGAAGGACAGGGGGAAGAGUGGGAGGCGAGGGAGCACAGUAGGAUGAGCAGCAAGCCUAUGGUACUAAGUAGCUCUCAUUACUUUGGGGAACAUUUUAGAAAAGCUCUGACCUUCCAGUGGAAAUACCAGGCCCUUUGUCUCCUAAAACGGGGUUAAGAGUAAUAGGGCUACUCUUUUGGUAAAGACUUGUUUUAAUUUAAGAAAGAAGAGGGCUUUACUUCAUGCUGCUAGGCAGGCAGGCUUUGCCUGUGUCCUGUCCUUAUUCACUUGGGAGUAGCUGUCGUCCCAGUAGAAUCCAUGGUAAUGUUUGGCAAUUGCCACAGCAGGCUUGGGAGGCUGGAAAUUGUUGGGUACUUUAGACUAAGCGGGCAGCUGGUCCUGUCCUUGUGGUUCUCCAUACUGGUUCAAAAGGGAUACCCCAUCCAGGGAUUUUUAACCUACACAUGAGCCAGGGACAUAUUAUCACCAAAGGCAUAGAGUCAGAGGCAUUUCUUCUCUGAACAGAAAUAUUAGUGCUGAUCUGAUGUUUGUUUUUAAGUGUCAGUUACUGUAACUAGGAAAUUCAGAGCUGCAGGUAGGGAUUUUAUCCUUACUCUGUGCUGCCCUUCAGUGGAUGGGAAGUUUUGCCUUGCACAGUGCUUUGCAACUUCAUGCAUAGCAAGAAUGGAAAUGAGAGAAACAGAAUUUUCCAGGUAUUAUUCUCUGUUAUGAUUAGUCUCUCUCUCACACACACCUUUCACAUCGCUUAAUAACUAUGCCCUUGAGUCCUGUGCCUACAAAGCUUGCAGUGUUGGCUGUGUAUGUGGAACAAGAUGCAGAUCUGCUACAGCUGGAGCAUCAUCAAGUUGUACUCUUGCUUGCAGCUGGAACUGUGAGACCAGUGUUUUCUUCUCCGAAUACUACAGGCAUUUUUUAAAAAUGUGUAUUUGGUGGCGACUCUGAUAUGACUUUUGAUUUGCUGAGUUAUGUGGAGCUAGGGAUCAUAAAAGAGGCUAUGCCAGUGAUGGGGCAGCUCUUCUUUGGCUGGUGUUGCCUUGCUGUUGUUCUCAAACCAUUUGUAAGCACUGAACUCUUUAAAAGAAACAAACAUGAAUGAAUGACAGUGUGCAGAGCAUGUUCUCAAGGGGAAAGCAGCAAGAUUUUGCUAUAAGCCAUUUCAAAGGAAAAGGCUAGAAGUGUGGGUUUUUUCCCUGAUAGACAAAAAGGUUACCACAAAACAAAGACCUUCCCUCACUACCCACUUGAGUUGUAUGACCUUGAAGGAAAUUUUGAAGUUUACAGCCUUCAUUCUGUUGCAUUUCCAACCAUUUGGGACGGGUUUGAUGUUCAUCUGAUGUGGUUCUAAAUCUUUAUCUGUGUAUUUGGAUGUUUUCCGGAUGGUUAGUUCUCAAUUGGAUCUGAAGUCAAAGUAGAAAAAAGGGAAAUUUAAUGGUCGUGAUGGUUCUUUAAAAGAUCUGUGAUCCAGGGCUACAGCUUGCUUUGGAGUGAAAUGCUAACCUGGAGUUACUGCUUGCAAAAAAUAGCCUUCUCUCUCACACACUGUGGAGCAGAGAGCUCUGCAGACAGGUUUUCAGAGGAGGAAGAGCAGUGCACUAGGGGAGAUCCCUGGUACAAGAACGUACAUGUCUAGCAUGAGGACUGUUGGCUAAUUUAAAGUGUAUUUAGAGAGUGUGGAUGCACAGUGAGAUGUAGCACAUAGGAAUCCCCUGCAGAAAUACAUGCUGGGUCACUUUCACUGUACUUAUUUAGGCUUCUGAGGUUUGAUUACAAUUACAAGGCCUGUUUGUGAAUCCGAAGAUGGACAAAAAAUCCCAUUGCUGCAAAAUAAAAUAAAAUAAAAAUCCUGUAUUUAACUCUGUAGGACAGAAUAAGAAUGCGGCAUAUCUGUGUGUCGUCCCCCCCCCCCCCUUCACUGGCCUCCCUUAUGUAAUUCUGGCUGUUUGAGCCAAUGUAAGUGGCAGGUGCUUGGCAUCUUUGAUAUUUGGCUCUUUGGGUCCUGGGGGUUUCUUCCUUCCAGGCUAGGCUCAAGCAUAUCUAGCAGUUAGCAGUGUUACUAAAAGAAAUAACUGUGUGUAUAUUAUUUUCUGUAAUUAACCCAUUCUAGAGAGAAGAUGUUCUAUGCAGGAUUUGAAGGAAUAUUCAAAAAUUUCCAGUAGCUAUCCAGGUUACAUGUCUCCCAUUUAGCAUAUCUUCUUUCUCUAAGGGAAGAUCUGGGAAAAUCCCUUUCGUACGUGGCACUGCCAUGGCCUCCUAAUUGGCAUGUAUGAUGCAGUGCUGAGUUGGGAUCCAGUUUAUAUCCUUGGCCCAAAUGGCUAAGUAAUUUCCUUUCCUGAAACAGGAGAGAUCUCCAGAUAGCUUCCUACGUCUGUGUCCUCCAGGUUUCACUUCUGGAUGAGCCUCUUUCACAUGAAAUUGAUCCUACAUAUCCAGCCAGGAGUGAACUUACUGUGUGGCCUUGGAAGCACAAUUCUCCCCGUGGGUCACUUUGGCUCAAGCAGCCUCCGCACAAGUUAAAUGCUGUGCACUGAGAGGUGCAUAUUCUGUAAGAAACAUAUAUCUGUUGUAAGUCCCUUUUGGCUCCCUUCUGAACUAUAACUUAGCUCUUGGUAUUAAGCACCAGUGUGGCCUCUCCUUUACAGGUCUGCCUGAUGGAAGCUGUGAUUGAUCAGUUACUGCUUCCCUUUGGUUCUUAAACUCAGCUUUCUUUAGGGCUUUGCAUUAUCAUUCAUCAUGAGCAUCAUGUUGGAGGGUUGACCUCCCCGUCCCCUUAUGCAAUGUGCAGUUGGGCUAUAGCUCAGUUGAAUUCAGGUCCUUUGGAGUAGCAGUGAUCAUAUCAGGAUUUCUAAUUGCUUAUUAGUGACUCUUCAAUUAUAUGAGGUAUGCUUAGGAUUAUGGGCCUUGGAGAAAUCCACAUCAGUACAAGCACUGAAACAUUAUAUAGAUGCAGUCCCCACAAAAGUCACUAGUUAGUAUUCUAAAGUCACUGUAGACUCUUCUCUAAAAAUCACCUUUCUAGAGACAGAAACAUUUGUUCUGGAAUACUGCACAGCUUUUCUGGAGAAGGUACAAAUGGUUCAUUAUUUUCUAGGUCUGCUCAUGUGCGUAAACAAUUAAAAUUCAGUGCUCAAAAUAAAUACAGAUCAAUAAAGUGUACACUGAUUUUCUUAAUUUUUAUCAAUUUGCAUGCUUUGUUCUGAACAUGAAUUUGAGUUUUUGCACACUAUCAAACUUUGGGUGCGGAAUUAUGGGUUAGCAAAGGCAAAAUGCAAACUGAGGUGCUCUAUGGAAGAGCAUAACAUUGAGUGUUAUGAAGGCAGACUACAGGAAACAGAAGUACCACCUUCUGACUGGAUAAUUUCACAGUACCUCCUGCCUGUUUCAAGUGUGUUUUCACAUUAAAGAAGGUUGGUCAUUUUACUUUAAAGGUGGGAAGGGGAACUGAGAUUUUCAGGAACCCAGAAAACACACAAGUAUUUGUGCACAGAGACUUGCAGAUUGUUCAUUAGAAGAAGGCUCAACAUCUUAAAUUGCUUCUAAGCACCCCAUUUUUGUUCUUCAGAUGUCUUUACUGGUAAGCAAAGAGCUCUCCUUAGUUCUGUGGAACUAAAAGAAUGGUUGAUGUUCACUUACCGAAUGAUGGGUUCUGGUUGAGUAGGGAAAGGGCCAGGAAGCCCUGGUCCAUACAACACAGGAGAUUGCCUUGUAUGAAUGUUGCUCAGAAUAUAAUAAUGGACCACUCUAAAGAGGAAUUUUGGUAACACAUUUGGAAAGGAUGCAGCUUCAUCCAAAACCUUGCAAAAAAGAAUUAGCACCUGGUGACAAUUCCCCUAGCCUAAUAGCAUGUUGCUCUUUGAAAGUACACAGCAGCCCAAUACAUGCGUAUUGCAACUGCAGGAAGCUCAGAGAACUGUGGGCACAAAAGGUUAGGAAGUAAACAUACGAUCUAUGAAAUUUUAUUUGUAACUGCUCUCUGUUCUCUAGAUCCUUAAAGUAAAUGAGUGCUUUGGAAUUUUUGUGAUUACGGUCUGGUGAUGUGUAGCUGAUGUACUAAUGUUCACUUGAGCUAGGAUCAUGGUAACGUGUGGUUUUUUUAUAAUUUUAUUUUAACUGUUCAGAAGAUAACUUAAAUACAAAUAUAAGAUG
Gekko japonicus is the source of this 7229-nucleotide messenger RNA. It is a transcript of the gene BTRC, whose product is annotated as beta-transducin repeat containing E3 ubiquitin protein ligase. Lineage: Eukaryota; Metazoa; Chordata; Lepidosauria; Squamata; Gekkonidae. Bases 135 to 2021 code for a protein of 628 amino acids. The transcript has 16 exons. Gene Ontology annotation, molecular function: protein dimerization activity. The record is from RefSeq and is a predicted model, not a curated record.